AUGGCAGAUGAUGACGACAUCAGAACGGCCGUUCACUCGUUUUAUACCAUCCAACAGCAGCAAAUCCACAUGCCGGUCAUACAUCACCAUUCUAUGAUGCACGGUCCCCAGAGCUAUGGGAGCGGUCCACCCAUGAACGCGAUCGGCAUGUCCCGCUCACAAUCGCACACGGUGAAUCUGCUGAGCGAGGAGUUUAUUGCCGGGUACAUGGAAGAGGGUCGCAUGUCCGUCGCCCGAAGGUUCUUCUGCCUUUUCGUAACAUUCGAUGUCGUAUUCAUCUCGCUGCUGUGGAUCAUUUGCGUUGUGAUCACUGGCGACAACGUAAUACACGCACUGCAAAUUCAGGUUCUUCACUACACGGUCUACACAUCGCUAUUUGAUGUUGUUAUUACUGCCCUCAUUAGGUUUAUUUUUCUUCUACUGUUUUAUGGGCUGCUCAGCGUCAGCCAUUGGCUAGUGAUAGCGUUAUCUACAACUAGUUCCUGUGCUUUUCUUAUUAGCAAAGUAUUUCUCUACGACUGGACUGCUACACCUCAACCGGUAUUCGAGGUGCUUCUGAUAGUGGUAUCGUUCGUAUUGGCAUGGGGCGAAGCAUGGUUCCUGGAUUGUCGCGUUAUACCACAGGAACGAUAUGCAAGAGAUUAUUUUGUCGCGAUCACGAAUCCCGGCUCGAUGGAUGCUCGCACACCUUUGCUGGGUCCAUUUCUGAGUGCAACAGUAGCUGGUCGGACGGAAAGUAUAGGCAACUUUUACUCACCGUUCGAAUCCAUUCAUAACAGCGAUGAUGACGACGAUGAAGAUGAGCAGGAUGCAGAGUUCAAGAAGAUGGGCAUCGAAUGCGUACGAAAGGCGUACACGCUGCUCGAAUCCGAUGGUUGGAAGAUUGAAAAGGUAACCGCGAAGGGUGACACAAUUCAAAGUUGUCAUCAGGACAAUAUCGGCAAAGUGUAUAAGCUUACGGCGAAGAUUCACUACCCUGCCCGGAAGCUGUUGGAGGAACUGUUUUACAAAAUUGAGGAAGUACCAAAAUGGAAUCCAACGCUUCUGGAUUCGAAAAUCAUUCGUAAAAUCGAUAGCCACACGGAUAUUUCCUACCAGGCCACGGUGGGCGGUGGCGGUGGUGUGGUAAAGUGUCGCGAUUUCGUAAACCUUCGCUGCUGGCACCUUUGUCGCGACGGGCGUGUAAUCGAGGGUGUCGAUAUCUUACCGAAUCCGUUAAUUAAUCUUUCUCCGGUGACUGAAGAAUAUGAAGGAGAUGAUACGGUCGAACAAAGUGACAAUAGUAAGGAGGAGCAGGAAAGCGUUGGUAGCAUCGGAAAGGGUGAUAUUUCUGGGAAAAUUCCUGCUUCAAAAUCCGUUCCGCAGAUGAGUCAAUCGCACGGAGAGUUAAAGCUGGGUGCGGAAGGACCUGGUGGUGCAAAAGAUAACGCAAAGAAAGAUAAGACUGCAUUUAAAACGCUCAGCAAAAGUUUGGGCGCACAGGAUUUCGCCGCCGGGGCAGCCGCUGAUGCCGGUUCGGAUCCUGAUGAUGUGUUUUCGGAUGCGCACACGGACGAUCAGGAAGGAGGCGAAUCAGCCUCGGGGGAUAGGAGCGAAAAGAAAAAGAAACAAACCCCCGGUGAGGAUUGUGAAUCAACGGCAAAGAGUGGCAACGUUUAUGUGAGUGCAGCAAUCAGCAUAGAAUAUCCCGGUGCUCCAAAAAAUACGAUAUUUAUUAGAGGAGAGAAUAAAGUAUCGUGCUGGGCGAUGCGGGAGCUCGAAAAUCAAAAGGAUCACUGUAUAUUUGAGUGGCUGCUUUGCUUGGAUCUGAAGGGCUAUAUUCCACGCUACGUGCUAGAUACUGCCUACACUACGCUAAUGCAAGACUACAUGAACUACCUUCGCAAGUACGUCGCCGAACUACGCAAGCAAGGAAAAGUGCCUGGUGGCUCCGAAUCCACCGCAUAG
Messenger RNA from Anopheles marshallii, 1947 nucleotides. RefSeq names its product steroidogenic acute regulatory protein-like (gene Start1). The coding region runs from base 1 to 1947 and encodes 648 amino acids. NCBI's taxonomy places the organism in Eukaryota, Metazoa, Arthropoda, Insecta, Diptera, Culicidae. The transcript has 10 exons. The record is from RefSeq and is a predicted model, not a curated record. Gene Ontology annotation, molecular function: lipid binding.